GCGGCGGCGGCGGCGGCGGUGGUAGCGGCGGCAGCUGUGAGGGGGUUCCGGGAAGAUGGUGCUGAUUAAGGAAUUCCGUGUGGUUUUGCCAUGUUCUGUUCAGGAGUAUCAGGUUGGGCAGCUUUACUCUGUUGCAGAAGCUAGUAAGAAUGAAACUGGUGGUGGAGAAGGAAUUGAAGUCUUAAAAAAUGAACCUUAUGAGAAGGAUGGAGAAAAGGGACAAUAUACACACAAAAUCUAUCACCUAAAGAGCAAAGUUCCUGCAUUCGUCAGGAUGAUUGCUCCAGAGGGCUCCUUGGUGUUUCACGAGAAAGCCUGGAAUGCAUACCCCUACUGUAGAACAAUUGUAACGAAUGAAUAUAUGAAAGAUGAUUUCUUCAUUAAAAUUGAAACAUGGCACAAACCAGACUUGGGAACAUUAGAAAAUGUACAUGGUUUAGAUCCAAACACGUGGAAAACUGUUGAAAUUGUCCACAUAGAUAUUGCAGAUCGAAGCCAAGUUGAACCAGCAGACUACAAAGCUGAUGAAGACCCAGCAUUAUUCCAGUCAGUCAAGACCAAGAGAGGCCCUUUGGGACCCAACUGGAAGAAGGAGCUGGCCAACAACCCUGACUGUCCUCAGAUGUGUGCCUAUAAGCUGGUGACCAUCAAAUUCAAGUGGUGGGGACUGCAAAGCAAAGUAGAAAACUUCAUUCAGAAGCAAGAAAAAAGGAUAUUUACAAACUUUCAUCGCCAACUUUUUUGUUGGAUUGACAAAUGGAUCGAUCUGACAAUGGAAGACAUUAGGAGAAUGGAGGAUGAAACUCAGAAAGAACUAGAGACAAUGCGUAAGAAGGGUUCCGUCCGAGGCACGUCGGCUGCUGAUGUCUAGAUGAGUCCCCUGUAGGGUCAGAGACAAUAUCAAACUGUUUACGUAAUCAAGGUCAAGUGAGGGGAACAAGUGCAGCCAGUGAUGAGUGAAGAAGAAUCUGACCAGUGUCUUGCAGUGUUGACGUUUCCCAGACGUGUGCUUGUGAUGAUGUACUCACACGCACAGGUUCCCAACCACGUGUGUAUAUAUGUUUGUGUGUGUAUAUAUCUGUAGCUGUAUAUAAAACGCAUGUAGAGCUACAGAUCAGAAUACACACACUUGUGUAUAUAUGUACAUACAAACAUACUGAAAGGAUUAGUACAAUUUCUCCAAAGUACUGUACCUAUCUUCAGCAAGAAUGCAAAAAGAAAAUAUUUUCAAUAUAUAUACCUGGAACAGAUUUUAAUAAUUAUCAGAGUAAUACCAUUAUUGGACAAAUUGACUGCAAUGUAAUACUAGCUGGUAUGUUUCAUAAAUGUCAAAUUGUGGACCAAUAUAUAUAUAUAGCCUUUUAUUACUUUUCUUUUAAAUCAGUCUCUUACAGAUUUUUAUUUUAGUCCCAAAAACAGACUCCCACAGAAAAAUUUAUUCAAAAUCUUUUGGUAUUCCAAUGAAUCUGAAAUGUAAACUCUGAAUGUAUUUAUAACGAUUUAUUUCUGGAUGGUUAUUAUCUUAAAUUCAAAUUGGACACUGUCUAUUAGGAAAGAAUAUAGUUACUGGCCAAUUUUUACUUGUUUGCCCUGAGGGGGGAAAAAUCCUUAAAAAAAAAUUCUGAUUUUUAUUGGGAUUUUGUAUUUUAAAUUUCAAGUAUUUUUCUACAUCAAACCUAGCAAAAAAAAAAGGAGAUGACAGUUUGUGAUUUAUAAUAAACACUAUACAAUUUUCAGGCUCCUGUUAGGCAAACAAAGAAAUUGAUGAAGAAAUUCAUAGCAUUGUAGGCUGUAGGAAAACUUGGAAGUAGAGCACUUCCAUGGAGUCUUGUUUCUGAAAUGACUGUUUUCUGAAAUUAGAGCUUGGAAACUAUGCAAAUGAUCUAGAUUCCUCACAGCUUACACGCUAGAAUACAGAUGAUAGUGAUGACUUUUUUUUCUUUCUUUCUUUCUUUCUUUCUUUCUUUCUUUCUUUCUUUCUUUUUUUUUUUUUUUUUUUUUUUUUUUUUUUUUUUGCUCUUUUCAUAUUAAAAUACAGCCUGUGGGGGAGGCACUGCCUUUUUGAGAUAGCAGGGAGGAAUUAAAGCUGCAGCAUCCAGCGCUGGCUGGUCUGCUUGCCUAGGAGGCCACACUGAGGAGCCAGUGCUGUGCCACCCACUGGUAGGUGCUCUCUAGUAGGAUGCCAUUGGAACCUGUCAUGAGUAAGUGUCAUGAACAUGCUGGUUAGCAGCCGCUGCCACCUCGUCUCUCUUCUUCCUUCUUUAAGAAAGGAACCAUAGCUGAGUUAAGAUUUUUAUCAGCUUUCUCUGUCCGAAUCCAGUUUUUCUCCUGUCAGUCCUGGAAGCUUGGCCAGAGUGAUCUUGUUGAAGCCUUCCCGUCACAAACUGUCUUGUUGAACCCCUCGUCCCUCCUGCAACACGCCGGCCCCUGUAGUCCUAUCACAUUUGUAAUCUGAUUUGCUGACAGCCUUGCCCGCCCUGCUCCCCGUUUUCCCACACACCCCGUGGCUCCACCGAGGUGGUGGCAGUGAGUCAGACAAGGGUGUGUAGGAUCGCUGCCGCACCAUGAUGCCCUAUUAGCCUUGGCUCCGAACCCCACACUGCAUAUGUCCUCCGUGUACUCAGGAUCAAGACUGAUGUUUACUCUCUGGGCGCUGUUGUAAGAUAGGUGUUGUCAAAGCAUAAUCAUUGUCUGCAAAAUGUUUGGUGCAAGGAAGACUAUUGCUAAUUUUGUGAAAUAAAGAGCCUCGCCCUCUCCUUUAAUGGACUUAACUCUCACUGGCAUCUGUAGCAUCGUUGGGAGUGUGGGCGCCCAUGGAAAUCCAUGCCCAGUGCACGGGUUCUAAUGUUUUUCUAACAACUGUGGAGAUUUGAGGGAAUGCGUGGUGAAUGUAAAAUAUCUAGUUUACUUGGCAGUCUCUUGUGUAAAUUACAGUAAAACAAAGUAAAUGAAAUUGAAACAAAAAAUAAAUUUGAUCACAAAAUGCCA
Messenger RNA from Nyctereutes procyonoides (raccoon dog), 2988 nucleotides. It is a transcript of the gene PITPNB, whose product is annotated as phosphatidylinositol transfer protein beta. NCBI's taxonomy places the organism in Eukaryota, Metazoa, Chordata, Mammalia, Carnivora, Canidae. Gene Ontology annotation, cellular component: cytoplasm. Gene Ontology annotation, molecular function: phosphatidylcholine intramembrane carrier activity; phosphatidylcholine binding; phosphatidylinositol transfer activity. The record is from RefSeq and is a predicted model, not a curated record. Gene Ontology annotation, biological process: phospholipid transport. The coding region runs from base 56 to 871 and encodes 271 amino acids. The transcript has 12 exons.